Molecule: messenger RNA, 4203 nt
Organism: Artibeus jamaicensis (Jamaican fruit-eating bat)
Lineage: Eukaryota; Metazoa; Chordata; Mammalia; Chiroptera; Phyllostomidae
Gene: LPAR4
Product: lysophosphatidic acid receptor 4
Exons: 4
Coding region: 578-1690 (370 amino acids)
Biological process (GO): phospholipase C-activating G protein-coupled receptor signaling pathway; positive regulation of Rho protein signal transduction
Cellular component (GO): membrane
Molecular function (GO): lysophosphatidic acid receptor activity
Source: RefSeq, a predicted model, not a curated record
UUCAGCCGGGAGUUUGGGCCUUUUCUUGUGUCCGGUUUGUUAAAGGCAUGCCGGCUGCAGCAUUCAAGAGGGCCAUUCCUUAACAAAGGGAAAGAGAUAGAUGUAAAUAAGCUCACAUUUUCAGAAUGAGCGGUUUGCUGUAAGAAGCUGCGGCAGCCCAGAGUCUGCUACUUUGGGCUGGGCUAACCUUUCCCUGUUAAAAAAAUAAUGGAUUAAAAUAUGCACUUUUAAAGUGCGAGUUGCCCUUUCACAUGUUUAUUAGCUAAAUUUCUACAGGCAUGAACACACUCAUCUAGCACACUCUUUCUUGGGAUUCCAAAAAAUACUUCAGGAGAGUUGCAGGAUCACUUUGCUUAGGCCACCUUUGUUCAGAAGAGGUUGAGAUGUGAAAAAUUAUAAUCCAUUGGAAGAAAUCCCUAACCACAGUACCUCCAGAAAGUUCAUUGAUUACCCAAGUCUGAGAUAAAAUUGGUGCCAGAAUUUGGUUUAAACUAAUGCGGAGGAAAACAUUUCCUACUAGUCUCUAGUCUGAGAGUGGUGAACCCUGCAGCCAGCAGGCCUCCUGAAAAAAAAACCCAUGGGUGACAGAAGAUUCAUUGACUUCCAAUUCCAAGAUUUAAAUUCAAGCCUCAGACCCAGGUUGGGCAAUGCUACUGCCAAUAAUACUUGCAUUGUUGAUGAUUCCUUCAAGUACAAUCUGAAUGGUGCUGUCUACAGUGUUGUAUUCAUCCUGGGUCUGAUAACCAACAGUGCUUCUCUGUUUGUCUUCUGCUUCCGCAUGAAAAUGAGAAGUGAGACAGCUAUUUUCAUCACCAAUCUGGCCCUCUCCGAUUUGCUCUUUGUCUGCACUCUACCUUUCAAAAUAUUUUACAAUUUCAACCGCCACUGGCCUUUUGGUGACACUCUCUGCAAGAUCUCUGGGACUGCAUUCCUUACCAACAUCUAUGGGAGCAUGCUCUUCCUCACCUGUAUUAGCGUGGAUCGUUUCCUGGCCAUUGUCUAUCCCUUCCGAUCUCGCACCAUUAGGACCAGGAGGAAUUCUGCCAUUGUGUGUGCUGGAGUUUGGAUUCUAGUCCUCAGUGGUGGUAUUUCCGCCUCUUUGUUCUCAACCACUAAUGUCAACAAUGCAACCACCACCUGCUUUGAGGGCUUCUCCAAACGUGUCUGGAAGACUUAUCUGUCCAAGAUCACCAUAUUUAUUGAAGUUGUUGGGUUCAUCAUUCCUCUGAUAUUGAAUGUUUCUUGCUCUUCUGUGGUGCUAAGAACCCUCCGCAAGCCUGCUACGCUGUCUCAAAUUGGGACCAAUAAGAAAAAGGUGCUGAAGAUGAUCACAGUGCAUAUGGCAGUGUUUGUGGUCUGUUUUGUCCCCUAUAACUCCGUUCUCUUCCUAUAUGCCCUGGUGCGCUCCCAAGCCAUUACCAAUUGCUUUUUGGAAAGAUUUGCUAAGAUUAUGUACCCAAUCACCUUGUGCCUUGCAACUCUUAACUGUUGCUUUGACCCUUUCAUCUAUUACUUUACCCUUGAGUCCUUUCAGAAGUCCUUUUACAUUAAUACCCAUAUCAGGAUGGAGUCCCUGUUUAAGACUGAAACACCUCUGACCACAAAGCCUUCCCUUCCAGCUAUUCAAGAGGAGGUUAGUGAUCAAACAACACAUAACGGUGGUGAGUUGAUGCUGGAAUCCACCUUCUAGGUACGAGAACUGUCUUUGGGUCCAAAUAUGUUUUCUCCUAUGAUUAUUUUCCUAUGCUAUGAAUAAGAGGAAAGAUUAGAAGCUAAUGAUACUGAGAAUAGAUUGAUGUAAUAAAAUACAGUCAGAUACAUUUAUUUGAACAUUUACUGUACAUAUGCUGUUUUGUUCAAUAAUUAUAGGUCAAGACUAAUUACAACAACCAAAAGUAGUUAUCAAACUCUUCCUCUGGUUUGAAAUUUCAUUGUAUUGCAUUAUGUAACUGGCUAGUGGCCUUGACCGGUGAUAUGGAGAUUACUUUCUAACUUUUAAAAAGAUGUUUCCAUUCUGAAAGUAUUUGGUAAUUAGGUUGGGCCUAUAAAUAUAGAACAAAUUCAGGGAGUAUUUAAAAAAACAUUUUGUAUUACUACUGAUAUAUUUUUGUUUGAAUUGUUUGAAUUUUCAUCAAGUUUAUUUUAGCACAAGAACAUAUUUUAGCUUAAAAUAAUUAAGAAAUGUAUCAAGUUUAAAAGAGCUGGCAAAUUUAUUGUAUAUAUGUUAAAAGAAGAAACGUAAGUUGUGUUUGCAUGAAUAUGGAUGAGAAAAACAGAAAAUUAACUGGAUUUAUACAUUUGCAGUAACCAGCUGUGUCAGUUUUUAAAAAUGUUCUUCCUUUUUUUACACUACAUUAAGAAUUUCAUAUGAAACUUCAAAUCCAGGAAGCUGCUAAAUAAGUGCCUCAGGCAGGUGCACAACAAAUCUCGUAAAACAACAAAUGUCUGUAAAUAAUCUAAGCAACACCAACCUUUUUUUCUUCACAUGUCCAAUAUUUUGUUUGAGGGACUGGUUUCCAUAAAAUAGUCUCCAUGUGAAAUUUUGGAGCACAAUGCAGCCAGAAAGCUGCUUCAUUUGUGUCUCAGGAGCAAAUUGAAGCAAGAAAUUAACAAGGUCAUAAAACAAAACAAUAAAAUGCAAAAAAAGUGCUUUUUAAAAUUUGCAUUAAUCAUUUCAGGGGGUAGGAGAGAUUUGUAACUUUAAGUUGCUUGUUUUUUCAAAUUAAAUUUUGGAACACGGUAUAGCCAGAGCUGCUGAAUUUGUGCUCAGGUUGGGAGCUUAUUGAGAAAUUAGUUUACAUAAACUAAACGAAGCCAAUACGAACCAUAAACAAGCAAACAGAAACCCCAGAAAAACUAGAAAACAAUAAGAACAGCAAAAGAUAUUCCUAGCACUUGCACUAAUGUUUUAUUUAUUUUCUGAGGAUCUUUAAAUAAAAAAAUUUGUAUGAAGUUUUGGAGUACAAUAUAGGUAGAACUCUGCUGAAUUUGUGCCCAGGUAAGGCAUGAACUGGAAAAAAAUCAAAGCAAAACAACCCCCAACAAAAAAGAAAAAAACAUGAAUAAUUUAGAACUUGUAUUUUUUGAGCAUUUGUAAAACUUGAAAAAUGGUAUAACAUUAAUAUGAUGCUUUGGACAUAAAUGCAACUGUGUACCAAGUUCAGGGGCAAUUAAAAUCAGUAUUUUUUAAAAAGAAGAGAAAACCUAUUUUAUAACUCACUUAACAAAAGCAAUAAUUAAAAAAAAACUCUACAACUUAUUGGAUGAAGUAAAUUUAAAAAUAGUGAGACUUGUAAGAAAACUUCUGAGUACAAUAAUGCUUUAAAGAUGAUAUAUUGUGCUUAUAUCUGAAGCGAUGGAAAAAUAUGUUCGCAUAUACACUACAGAAAAAAAUCAAAACACCACAAAACAAGAAAAAUAUUCUUAAAAUGGGAAUUAAUCAAUUUUAAGAAUAUCUGGAUGAUACAACAAUUUAAAAAUGCUAAGAUAUCUUGAGUAAAACUUCUAGGAACAAUGCAUAAUAUAAGUUGCUGAACUUGUACCAGAAAGUGAAUAAAAUAUUAAAAACCAUAAAACAACAAAAAGUAUAAAUUUUAAAGCAGUAAGCAAAAUUUUAAACCUCCUUAUCCUUUUCUCCUGAUAGUACCUACACUUUAAAACACUAAACUUUUAAGUAAAAAUUCGUAAGAAUUAUGUAACUCUCAAAACUGGUAAAACUGUUCCUGGGUUAGGAACUAAUAGAAAAAAAUUGCUAAAAUAGAACAGUAAUAAAAAUGAAUUCUUCAAAAUCACAUUACUUUUUCCUCAUUACCUAAAGUCCUAAAAAUAAUCAUGUAUUGUCUUAUGUUCUAGGUAGAAUAUGUACGACAUUAGGUUCAGUUAGAUUCAAUUAGGUUAAGUUAGGUUAAGUUCAGUUGUCAGGUUAUAUUUUAAGAUCAAAUUAGUAAAGUAUGAAUAAUGUUUUUGUUUCUUUUGGUAUUUUUUCUUUUUCAUUUCUUGUAAGUAUAAACUGUGUGUGAACUCUUGUUUGUGCCCUUGGUUCUCACAGUUAUGACAUUUUAGGGUGAUGGCACCAAAACAUUUAAUGGGCUAUGUUAACCAAGUUGACACAAAAUAUAUCAAUAAAGCAGUUUCCUUUUGUAUAAUUGCUGUAUUUUGUUUUGGUUAGUUUUCCAUAUUUCAACUUAUUUUUAUUAAUUUCCA